Molecule: messenger RNA, 405 nt
Organism: Lindgomyces ingoldianus
Lineage: Eukaryota; Fungi; Ascomycota; Dothideomycetes; Pleosporales; Lindgomycetaceae
Exons: 2
Source: RefSeq, a predicted model, not a curated record
ACCUCUCAGCGAACACCAAAUCAAGGAUAUAAUGGAGGCGACGACAAUCCCCUUGACCCGAACGAUGCUGGAGCAGCAGGAAGUGCGAAGGGUGCAUUCACUCUAUCGAAGGGUGGUCUCGCGGCCAUCAUCACAGUUGCAGUCCUAGUAGCCGUUGGAGGAACUAUCUCUGCGAUCCUCUUUUGGCUCGCGAAGAAACGCCAAUGGGACGUUCGCCAAUCUAUUCGACGUGCUUCUCGUCGCCUCACUGGCCGCUCAGAUGUCUCCACCAAACGUCAAAACCGACGCACCGGCGUUCGACUCAACUCGCCGCCUCCAGCCAGGUCUCAACGCCCACUUCGAGAUGUGGAAAAGGGUCUGCCAGACUCCUCACAGAAAGCUAAGACAACCACGACUAUCACCAGC